GUUGAGCAUGUAUGUUUCUAGGAGUCUACUCUAACAGCCACACCCAUACUAGUCCAUUGCCGCACGAGCACGUCUUAGUUGGCAAGAGCGAGCGAGCAUGCACGUCACUCCUCCGAAAGCGGCACUACCCUCGCCAAGGGCGAUCGUGCGACAAGCGCGUUUGUUGACUCCAACCACCCAUGCGCCGUAGGUAACGCACGGUCCCGAUCAGACGGCGUGGACACGAAUCUCGAGCGCAGCAGGCGCCAGCAUCCAGGGAGUCGACUUUCGGGUCGACUCACAAGCCAUCGGGAUUAUCUCGAGCCUAGCUGUAGUGGAAGCCAGCAUUCGGGCGGCGAGUCCGCGUCGCCCUCCUCGGUCGCAGCCGCUCGCGCGGUCGCGCGGUCGUGCGGUCGUGCGGGAGCAGAGUGACUCAAGUGACGGCCCGUCCGAGACGCCCGGCGCGCCUUCGUAGUUGAACUGCCGCGCUACCAGUCACCAGAGUGGUGCGAUGCAGGUCUAGCGGGAGGAGAGGGGGGAGGACUGGCGGCAGGAGGGGCGGAAGAGGGUCAAUGGAGGGCCCGCGCAGUGUUGGGGGGACAGGGACCGGGCCGGGGGUGGGCGCGGGGGCGCUGGGAGGCGGGCAGCCAGCGGCGCCAUGGCCGGGAUUUGGGGCGGCGCAGAAUGGGCCGCAGCUGUCGAGCCCGUUUGUGGUGCGGUUCGGGCAGGUGUUCACGGGGUUCGGCGUGGGGUGCGGCGUCGGUAUUGGCGUCGGCCGGCCCGUCAACCUGGGCGCGCUGCCAGCAGCAUCAGCGGUGGCGUCAAUGGCAGGCGACUUCAACCGCCUAGCUGCCGGCGCUGCUGCGCCUAUUAGACCCUUGUUACGGCGCCUGGGAGUUCCCCAUGUGGAUGUGGGGGUGGGGUGUGGGGUGGGUUUCGGCCAUGGCUUUGGCGCUGGGAUUGCGCUCAAGCCACAUGUUCUGGCAUCCGUGCUCCAAUCCGCACAGGCCGUGGCAUCUCGCCUUCUCUCUCACAUCCCUCUAGAGCAUCGGUCGCACGCCACCACAGCACUUAGCAGCACCAUGCCGGCACUUAGUGGCUCCAUGCCAGCUGUUAGUAAAGCAGCAGAGCAGACAAGCGCACACAGUGGAGCCCAUGGGGCGGGUGUGGCAGAAGGAGGGGCAGAACGGAUUGCCCCAGGGACCUUUUCUGGUGUUUCCACUGCCGUUCCCGGACGCAUCAACAGCACCGACUACUCUGCUCCCACUGCUGCGGUAGACCAGACCAAGGCACAGAAUAUCAUCAUGCUAUCUCUCUUGGAGCAGCAAGCGGAUAUUCGCCGCCUCACUCAGCAGGUGCAAGCACUGGAGGAGCAGCACCAGCACACAGGGGACGACACGUCGCGGUGCUUUGAGUGCCGUCAGAAGUCAAGGCGACGAACAAAGAGUUGUGGCAAAUAGAGAACAAGGUGCUUGUCUAAGGGCAUUGCUCUUCUUAUGCUUCGACUUCUGUCGUUCAACAAGAGCUGUCUUUCAAACGCAACCCCCUAAUGUGGUGCUUUGGGGGUUGCCUUGGGGCGUAUUCCUACUGGUGUGAUAAAUUCGUACUUAAGCAUUUCUGUUAGUUCCGAUCAGGCCCUCAGGUUGCAGGCUUUUUACCCUGAUUCAGGGUAAAAUCAGGGAAUUUUUUGGGGCUGACCCUGAUGGGGCAGGGAUUUUUUGAGAGGCAACCCUGAAAAUUCAGGGUUUUUUCAUGAGUGAACUCUGAACGUUCAGCGUUAUUAUUGUAGUGGGCC
This is a messenger RNA of Closterium sp. NIES-67, 1774 nucleotides long. The record is from the annotation of a GenBank genome assembly. Lineage: Eukaryota; Viridiplantae; Streptophyta; Zygnematophyceae; Desmidiales; Closteriaceae.